ACAUCAUCCUAUUCUACAACAUGAUUAGGUACACUAGACGGCCGACUACCAUUACUUACAGUAACAUAGCCUGCACUAAACCACAUCUGCGGUCGUCAAAGCAAGUUUCAACAUGACCACCAGCGGACAACGGGCGACAUCUGUCUUACCGAGUUCGCGGCUACACGUCGAGAAAAUACUUCACGAAACGUAACCUCUAACUCUUCUUAAAAAACACGAGCUCGGCAGCACCACGUGAAUUUGUAUUGCCGGUGAACAACGUGUUAUUAUUUCGUCAGUUUUGAAUUAAAGAUUCGCAGACAUGGCAAAAAAGGGUAAGAAGAGACAAUUGAAUGAGAAUGAGGCUACUGAUAACAAUCCAAUUGUUAAGACAACCAAUGAUGUUGGUAAUAAAGACUCGCCUAAGAAGAAAAAAUUAAAAACUAAUGCAGGAGAUGCGGCUGUAACUAAAACUCAGGAAGUAAAGGUAGCCAACAAUGUUAAUGGUGCAGAGAAUGCUUCGAAGAAAUCUAAGAAAAAGAAAAAUAAGAAAGCUCAAAAGCAAGAAAACUCUGAAGAAUCUGCAAGCGAGAAACCCAAGCCAGUGCAGAAUAAUGCAGAAAAGACUGAGGUUCCAGAAGAAGACGGAGUUGUAGCAAAUUCAAAGAGAAAGGAAAAACUCAAACAAAAGAGGAAAGAAAACAAAGAAUUACGAAAAGAAGUGCGAAAAGAGGAAGGUAAUUUUAGUUCAGUAAAUAAGCUAUCUGUAGAAGAAAUGAAGAAGAAAAUUGCUGAAAUAGAGGCUCGAGAAACACAAUCUAAAACUGCUAUUAGAAAGUUACGCAUAUUGAAAAAAAAACUAAGCAUAGAAGAGGGAACAAUUGAUACCACUCCUGCUCAAAAACGUAAGGGCGAAGCUGUCGAAGACAGUGCAAGCGGACAAAAAAAUAAAAAGUUCAAGAAGGAUGUUUCAAUAAAAAUGGAAAAGAAGGAAAAAAAUAAAGAACAGAUUAACGCAGUCCAAGAUGAGAGUAAAUUAAACACACCUAAUAAGUUAAAAAAAGACAAACAAGUGGCAGAACAAUCACUUUUUAUUGAAGACAGAGUGGGUAACAAACCUGAAAAAAGCAAUAAGAAGAAAAGCAAAGAUAGUGGUGAAGAAGAAUCAGAAGUCAGUAGAGCAAAAAAAAUUCUUGAACAGGUUUUGAAUGAAAAAAAACAAAAGGCCAAAAAGGUAAAAGUACAAAAUGAUGAUGAUGAAGAGAAUUCUGAAAAUGAUGAAGAACCUAAAAAAUUAGCUGCAGAUGAAGAUGACGACGAUGAUGAAGUUGAGGAUAAAGAAGAUGAUGAGGAUGAUGAGGAUGAUGAUGUUGAAGAUAGCAAUGAAGAAGAUACUGCAACUAAAAUAAAUAAAUCCAAAACUAAUGUGAAAGCCGACAAAAAACUUAAACAGGUCAGUGCUGACGAUGAAGAUGACGACGAUGAAGAUGACGACGAUGAGGUUACUAAUGAAAAAGCUGAAGUAGAAGAGAAGAAUAAAACACAACAAACAUCAGUCAAAGAGAAAGAAAAGAAAGAGAAACCAAAAGAUUUUAAUAAACAAAAGCCAAAUCAAAUGAAUCAGAAUGCUGGCGUUCCAAAAAAACAAAGAUAUGUUCUUUUUGUUGGAAAUUUGUCUUAUGAUGCUACAACUGUGGACAUAAAGAAACAUUUUCUUACUAAAGUUGAUAUUGUAAAAGACGUCAGAAUUCCUACAAAACCUGGAACAAAUACGCCACGAGGCUUUGCUUAUGUUGAACUUGAAAAUAGUACUGAUUAUGAAAAAGCUCUAUCACUUCAUGAUACUUUCAUCAAUGGAAGAAAAAUCAAUGUUCAGUAUACUUCAUCUGGUUCAAAACAUUCAGGAAACAAACAAGAGAUUGUUCAUAAAAACAAGAAGUUACAUGCUAUGCGCAAAGCUGGAAUGCUAGCUGGAAGCAAGAAAACUUUCCAAAAACGGAGUUUCCGCAGGAAUUCGGACAGAAAUUCUAAAACUGAAUCUUAAAUAAAUUAAAGCGAUUAUUAAUAUAAUGUGGAAAAAAUGACGCGUGCAAUUACCAAGAAUUUAUUUAAUAGUGCUUUUAACUUAUAACAAUUUCAAAAUGACAAUGACGACAUGAAUAUGUUAUUCUGUAUGAACUUUUGAUACAAGUAGUUGACCAAAUCUAUUUUGUGUUAGUUCAGAACGUUACUUUAGUUCUUACUUUGCGAUAAUAGGUUUGUUUGUCGAUGAUCUUGUAUUCAACCAUUUUUAUAAUUUCAUAUUAUUUUGUAUAUAGUCUAUCUAUACAUUUGUAUACAUUAACUUUAUUAUGAGCCAAACACAUUUAACAAAUGUGAGUUUAGAAACAUCUUUUUGAUGGAUCAUAGUUUUAAAUGGAGUAGAUCCAAUGCAAAAAAUGAUAUAAUAGAAAAUCAAAUAAUCUUGCAUAAAAUAAAAUUUAAGAGGACUUUGAUUUUGCAAAUGACUCAGUUUGUGCAUACAGAAUUGCACAUUGAUUUAUAUCAACAAAUUAUAUCGAAAAUUGUUUUAUAUUUACAUUAAUAAAAAAUAUUGACUGUCAAUAUUAAA
Molecule: messenger RNA, 2590 nt
Organism: Nasonia vitripennis (jewel wasp)
Lineage: Eukaryota; Metazoa; Arthropoda; Insecta; Hymenoptera; Pteromalidae
Exons: 5
Coding region: 302-2023 (573 amino acids)
Molecular function (GO): RNA binding
Source: RefSeq, a predicted model, not a curated record